Molecule: messenger RNA, 2433 nt
Organism: Haliotis rubra (blacklip abalone)
Lineage: Eukaryota; Metazoa; Mollusca; Gastropoda; Lepetellida; Haliotidae
Product: 3-[(3aS,4S,7aS)-7a-methyl-1,5-dioxo-octahydro-1H-inden-4-yl]propanoyl:CoA ligase-like
Exons: 2
Coding region: 134-1777 (547 amino acids)
Source: RefSeq, a predicted model, not a curated record
UAGAGCAUAGGUUUCGUCCCACAUUGUGUUGCUGACUACAACAAUAUCACUUACCGAGUAUGUGAAUCAGUGAUUCAGGAGCAGUAGUUAAUGCUUGCAUACAGCAAACUGAAGGACCGAUAACGACAUCAAGAUGGAAGAGAGCAGAAGUAUCUCCACUGGUCAAACAUUUACCGAUCGAAUCUGCUUCUGGGGAAAGACUGAGCCUGACACGCCCGCCUUCAUUUUCUGGAGCAAGAAUGGCAGACAUGUCUUGUCACGGGGAGAAGUCCUGGAUCUGUCUAGUAGGUUUGCCUUCAGACUGACUGAACUUGGUGUUCAGCCUGGAGAUGUGGUGUGCAUUGCUCUUCCCAACUGUCCAGAAAGAAUCAUAGUUGAUUUCGGUGUACACUUAGCCGGAGCUGUUACAAUGAACGGCCAGACUCUACGUUCUGAUGGUCAAGAUAUUAUUGAAUCAAUGUGCAAAGCGAAAUGCAGAGUUCUUAUCGCUGAUCCAGAUCAAGACAACGGCGCAUGUAGUAUAUGUAAGCAGCGGUUUGAGUUGGUAUCUGAUAACAAACACAGUUCUGUUAUCAAGAGCGAAGAUGUCCCAAGUUUGAUGCAUAUGGUAUAUUGCAGAGCCAGAAAGUCUGAAUUCCUGACAUCUCUUCCAAGUGAUACAUAUAUCAGUAGGAGUAGAAAGCCCACAGAUAUCGCAUCUAUAUUUACCACUUCAGGAAGUUCUGGAUACAGCAAGCUGGUUCAACACACACACAAGGCUCUUCUGGUCAUUUGUCACAGGUUAAGAGAAAUCACCGGAAUACGUAGCAAGGAAGAUAUUUCUUUUACUACAGCUCCUCUUGGGUGGAUUGGCGGCUUCCCGGCAUAUUUCCUGUACUCUGGCGCUCCGACUGUCAUCAUCGAUGACACAAUUGGAGGAGAAGCUGACAUGCUCAAGUUCAUCUGGAACAUAAUCUGUGAUGAAAAUGUAUCCAUUGGAGGCUUUGCAUCAUUCCAGCUACUGGGCAUUUUCAGUCGAAGAGAGCUUUGGGAAUCUUCAGGAAAGAAACUGAAGAAGGUUUUAACUGGUGGGCAGCCUCUCAAGAGAGAAUGCCUUGAUGCAGUAGGUAAUCUGUCAGACUCUAUACUGAAUUUCUAUGCCUCAACAGAAGUUGGCGUAAUUUGUGUUGUUGAGCUCAAUGAAAGUAAUAAACAUGAAUUCAAGAACAAUAUGACAUUGAACCCGGUGUCGGGAAUGGAGAUGCGUGUGGUUGAUUCAGAGCUGAAAGACGUGGCUGGUGAAACACGUGGGGAGAUCGUUGUACGCUCCGAGACUCUAACUGUGGGAUACAUUGGAGACACUGGGUCAAACGCUUCGUUUCUUCCAGAUGGUUGGUUUCGUACGGAUGAUGUGGGUUACGUUGACGCGAGAGGUGGUUUUUGUGUGGAAGGGAGAAGUUCAGACGCCAUCAUGCAUGGAGCCUACAUCCUCUACCCGACGUGGCUGGAGGAGAAACUUGCCUCAUGUCCUGGAGUCCAACAGCUUGUCAUUGUUCCUGUGCCAGACAAGCUUGUGCACCAAGAAAUAUGUGCCUGCGUCAAAAGGAGUGAAGGAUCUCUGUCAAGAGAAGAAGACAUCCUCCAUUUUGCUAAAGCUGCAAUCACAGGGAACAUUCCUUCCGCCAUGAACGUAGUUCCGAAAUACGUUGUAUUCUUUGAGGAGUUCCCUCUCACAAGAAGCCUUAAACUGAACCGAAAGGAGCUGGCAAAACUCGCCCGAGAGAGGCUUCAGUUAUAGUUGCCGUAGUCUUCGUCAUAUAUUUCAAAAUGUGCGGUCAACAUAUGUUGUUGAAUACGAUAAACAAAAUGGCACAACUGCCCAACAGUAAGCAGUACUCAAGACAUGUAGAGAUAUUUUAAUUAGUUUCACGAAUACCAUGUACUAUUUGCAACAGAAGCUUUACAUUCCAGUGAUAUGCAGACAUUUUUCGCAAUUAAACCAAUCACACCCGGUCGCACGAAUGCAAUUAAUUACGUCUUCCCUGACUGCCGUUUCUAUGUUUAUGAAUAUCAUCCCAUUGGCGUGCUCAUUGACCAGUAUUGCUCAUACAGAAUGCGAUUAUAUAUUCGCUAUUAUUAGUUACCCGUUGAAGAUAUCACUGUUAAAUACAUCUACAAUGUUAUUACACAUUGUGUAACAAGCGAAAGCGAGAUAGAUACCAAUUCCAUUCACAUGUUUCAUAAAUAUGGUAUUACACGGGACAUCGUUUAGUAUUCUCUACGUAUAUGCACAAUAUUGAGAAUACUCGGAUUGCCAGAUAUUCUUCAUAUACAGAUCGCCCUGAUCAUACUAGCCAGCAAGUACACAAUUGUUAAUGAUGAGUUGCUCUUAAUUUACCGACAUAAUAUUCAAUGUACUUAGAGGUUUAUCAGAUAAAUAAAUGUUUAAAUGUG